UUUAAGUUUCUAAACUGACAGUCAGAAAGUGUCACAAAAUGCUUAGAAUCGGGGUACCCUGGAGCAGAGUUUGAUAAUGUUAAUGCCAAUCUGUUGAUGGUGAUCCACAGCAGAAAGCCAAUGCAUGGUCUUCCUCCGUCUCCUCGACGAUCUUUCUCAGUUCCGGCCUUUGGAAACCUGCCUAGUCUUGUAGUUUAAAAGAAACUCAGGAGUUGAAUUGUCAGCGGCUCUGAACCCAGAGCAGAAUGAAUUUGGAAAUUGACAUCAAAUCGCUCAAAGAUCGAGAGAGGGACAAAGUUCUGGAGGUCCUUCAACGUGAUGAAAUGUUACGAAAAGUGGAAGAAGAACGGAUAAGAAAGUUGAAAUCGGAAUAUCAAGAAAUGCGGCGGAAAGGAGCAAAAAGCUGUGGCCGGGAAUACAGCAGCUAUUCCUGUGCUCGGUGCCAGGCUGCCCUGGGACUCCUGUUUAACAAGGGUGUUGAGUGCAGUGUCUGCAGUCACCGAGUGUGCGAUGGAUGCUGCGCCCGCAACUCCAAUAAAGUGGCCCGCUGCAUCGUGUGCCAUGCUCAUGGGCUGGUGAAGGUGAAGUCUGGAGAGUGGUUUAUCGAGGAGAGAGCAAAGAAGUUUCGCCUGGAGCAAGGUGAGCACAAAACAAUAAGCGAGAAGCUUCUGCAGACUUUCCGAACACUGAGUAUUGCUGUGGUACCCCCUACUCCUCCACCUACAGGAUGUCAGCUGGAGGCCAAGCAUUCGAAAGGAUUCACUAGAUCGAUGGAGAAUGUCUUCUGGUCGUUUACAGACCACAUCAGACAAAUCUCCAAAUCUCACGAAGAUGUGGUGAAGAAAACCCACUUACUAUCAGCCAGUUACGUUCCCAGCGACAGUGAGCUGAAGAAAGAGAAGAGUAAGUCGGAUACGGCCCUGACCAGCGUGAGCAAGCUGUCCAUCUCCAGCUCUUUGCAGGGCAUUGACAGGAUGGGCAACGCGGGAGGAGAGAGCUCCCAGACUCAGCAGGAAAGUAGCGGCAACAUCAGCAGCAUCUGCACAGUGUCAGAGACGGUGGACAAGGCUAAUGUUACUGGUGAAAUCGAGUUGUCCAUCCGGUACAACUUUAAGGCCCUGGCGCUGGAGAUAUUCAUCAAAGCAUGCAAAAACCUAGCCCCCGGAGACGGGAAGAAGAGAAACCCGUAUGUGAAGACCUACUUGCUUCCUGACAAAUCUUCUCACAGUAAGUUGAAGAGCUCGGUGAAGAGGAACACAGUGGAUCCAGUUUUUAAUGAAACAUUACAGUACACCAUUGGCCGUCGGCAGGUAGAGACGAGGACACUCCACGUCUCCGUGUGGUACAGCACGACAUUCAAACGGCAGCUGUGUGUGGGCCAGGUGCACGUCCCCUUCGACAGCUGGAGGUUCGAAGACAGUUCCACGCAGUCGUUCCAGUGGUACCAGCUCCAAGGGAAGGUGACGACAGCCCCCGGCCCUGGGUCCAUCUGAGAGGCCGGCAAUGCUUCAUGCACCAAACAACCUACACAUCACAAUGGUGUUGGUAAUGUUUGAUAAUGGAACAUCAUAGAGUGAAACAGCAUGGAAACAGCCC
Amblyraja radiata (thorny skate) is the source of this 1596-nucleotide messenger RNA. RefSeq names its product synaptotagmin-like 3 (gene sytl3). Bases 246 to 1493 code for a protein of 415 amino acids. Gene Ontology annotation, cellular component: plasma membrane; exocytic vesicle. Gene Ontology annotation, biological process: exocytosis; intracellular protein transport. The transcript is spliced from 11 exons. Gene Ontology annotation, molecular function: neurexin family protein binding; small GTPase binding. The record is from RefSeq and is a predicted model, not a curated record. Lineage: Eukaryota; Metazoa; Chordata; Chondrichthyes; Rajiformes; Rajidae.